AUGGCCAGCAUUGCCGCUACCCUAGCCAAGGACAAGAGCGCAGCCCUGGGUGUUGGAUCCAAUAAGAACCCAGUAAAGUAUUUAAACCAGGACUAUGAAGAGCUAAGGGCACGGUGCUUGGCAUCUGGAACUUUAUUCGAAGACCCAACCUUCCCUGCCCGCCAGCCAUCGCUGGGGGUCAAUGAUCUGGGUCCGAAAUCAGACCAAGUGCAAGGACUUGUGUGGAAAAGACCCGCGGAAAUAAAACCGAAUCCCCAGUUCAUUACAGAUGGUGCAACACGCGGUGAUGUCCGGCAAGGAGCUCUAGGUGACUGCUGGUUCCUAUGCUCCAUUGCAUCGCUCACCCUGAAUGAAGACUGCCUGUAUCGGGUCGUUCCUAAAGACCAGAGCUUUGACACAAACUACGCAGGAAUCUUCCACUUCAAGUUCUGGCAGUACGGAGAGUGGGUGGAUGUAAUUGUGGACGAUCGCUUGCCCACCAAGAAGGGAAAGCUGAUGUUCGUGAAGUCCACGACUGCUAACGAAUUCUGGAGCGCCCUUCUGGAAAAGGCCUAUGCCAAGCUCAAUGGCUCAUAUGAAGCACUGAAGGGCGGGUAUCCAAUAGAGGCUUUGGUGGAUUUCACUGGUGGCAUUGGUGAAGUGUAUGAAUCUGAGAAAGCACCCAAGAAUCUAUUCCAGAUUAUCCAGAAAGCGCUGAAGGCGCGGUUCUUGGUCGGCUGCUGCACAAGAUCUGAGGGCGCAGGAGAAAUUGUGAUGAACACCAAUGUGGUAAAGAACCAUGCGUAUACACUGACCGGGGCGGAGGAGGUCACCUAUCGCGGGAAUAGGGUCCAGAUCAUCAGAGUGAGGAAUCCGUGGGGCCAUAAAGAGUGGAACGGAGCCUGGAGUGAUAGUGCCCCAGAAUGGAAGGAGGUUGACCCAAAAGUGAGAGCUGAGCUCAAUUUCAAGUGCGAUGAUGGGGAAACUUGGAUGCCGCUUUCUUCUUUGCUAGAUGAGUUUUACCGAGUGGAAAUCUGUAACCUCACCCUGGACCCCGUGGGCAGUAAUGAGAAUCACCGGUGGUGCCUAAUAGAAUUUAAUGGGAGCUGGACGGCUGGGAGCACUGCCGGAGGAUGCAAGGACAACGCAACAUUCUGGACCAACCCGCAGUUCCGUAUCACCCUGGAGGAUGCCGAUGGUGACCAGAUAGGAAAUGCAGACGCACCUUGCUGCUCGGUUGUUGUGAACCUAAUGCAGAAAGGGCGCAGGAGGAAGCUACCACAAGGAGAACGUUCAUUUGGGAUUGGUUACUAUAUAUAUGAGGUCCCCAAUGAGACUGUCUCCGAGGUCCCGAUGGGGAAGGACUUCUUCCAGAAUAAUCAAGAGGUUGCUAGCUCAGAUGACUACAAAGUGUUUCGGGAUGUGUCAGACCGGUUCCUGCUUCCUGUCGGGAGAUACCUGAUUGUUCCAACAACCUUGAAACCCCAAGAAGAAGCCAAUUUUUUUCUUCGUAUCUUCACAGAGAGAAAUGUUUCGGCUCUGUAAGUGGAAGGCUCCCAGGUGUACAGUGUGCCCAAGUAACCAACCAAAUGCUAGCUUACAGACCAGCUCUCACCUGGGAGCGAUUCUGCCACAGGUGUCUUCUUAUAUGGGGCCGGUAAGGUUCAGGUGAAAUCACAUAAUUGUGGCCACUUAUAGACCCGUAGACAGAAAAAAUACUGUAUAAGAUUAUAUAGAUUUUUUUGUUUUUUUUUUUUACUUUUGCAACUUAUGAAGCUGUUUCUCUUUUCUGCUGUGUUAGAUCUUUGUAGUUUUAUUGACUGAUAAAAAUGUGUUUGUUGCACACAAAAUAAAUGGUUAAUAACAUGAGCGCAAGUGGGCGUAAGUGUCUGCGAUGUGUGCCUGGCGUAAACCAGACGCAUAUGUUGACAACCAGAAUGAAUGGCAAGUUCUGCAUACAGGCCGAAAUGCUCUAUUUUUAUAUGCAAUAAAUCUGUACCAGAUCCAUA
Messenger RNA from Pseudophryne corroboree (corroboree frog), 1988 nucleotides. Its product is annotated as calpain-8-like. Gene Ontology annotation, molecular function: calcium-dependent cysteine-type endopeptidase activity. Gene Ontology annotation, cellular component: cytoplasm. NCBI's taxonomy places the organism in Eukaryota, Metazoa, Chordata, Amphibia, Anura, Myobatrachidae. Bases 1 to 1524 code for a protein of 507 amino acids. Gene Ontology annotation, biological process: proteolysis. The record is from RefSeq and is a predicted model, not a curated record. The transcript is spliced from 12 exons.